Messenger RNA from Rubroshorea leprosula, 2831 nucleotides. NCBI's taxonomy places the organism in Eukaryota, Viridiplantae, Streptophyta, Magnoliopsida, Malvales, Dipterocarpaceae. The record is from the annotation of a GenBank genome assembly.
GCCACUAAAUUAAAGAAAGGUUUUAGGCUAUCGGAUUAAUCUGCUUUACAAAAUGAAUCCGCUGUCACUUAUCACUCUCUUCAUCUCUCUCCUCCAUGUCCUCUCGGCCGCCGCUACCGCUGGUUACAACGCCACAGACAUCAUACUCCUAGACUGCGGUGCAACUUCAAACACUAUAUCACAGGAUGGCCGCAAUUGGGAGGCCGAUCCUUACUCUAAAUAUUCCCCCUUCAACAACCCAAACGCAUCGUUUUCUUCCUACGCCUCCAGCCAACUUCGCUCUCUUCCCCAAGAUCCCUAUCCCUCCGCACUUAUCAUUUGCUCUAAGUUUACUUUCAGUUUCCCCGUGCUUUCUGGUCCAAAAUUCAUCCGUCUCUACUUCUAUCCAGAAACAUAUUCUGGUCUUGACGCAGCUACCUUCUUCUUCUCCGUCACUGCCAACCAUUACACCCUCUUGAAUAAUUUCAGUGCUUCUUGGACGAUUCACGCCCUGGGCUCCUUCAUCAAAGAGUAUGUUGUCACGGUGUGGGACGGCCAGAUGCUUAACGUAACCUUUACUCCAUCACCGGACUCUUUCGCUUUCAUUAACGCCAUCGAAAUUGUUUCCAUGCCAAGCCUCCUGUAUCUACGUGGUAGUGAAAUCCCACUUGUGCCUGCAGAGGGUGGUCGUUCCUUCAAUUUGGAUAAUACCACUGCUCUCGAGACUAUGUACCGUCUCAAUGUUGGUGGAAAGAAAAUUGAGAACGAAGAUGAUACUGGAAUGUACCGGACAUGGGAUCAAGAUGAGGAUUAUCUGGUUGCAUCAAAGUGGGUUACUGUAGCUGAUUCACCGAUUAAAUAUACCCCAGACACACCGGAGUACACUGCACCGAAGGAUGUUUACACUACCUCACGCAUGAUGAGCGAUGAAUCUUUGUUCAAUAUGGAAAGUAACCUGACAUGGAUUUUCACUGUCGAUGCAGAGUUCUCCUACCUCGUUAGGCUUCAUUUCUGUGAGGUCCUUAGUUCGAUCACCAGAUCAAAUGAAAUUGUUUUCAACAUAUUCAUCAAUAAUCAACCGGCGGUGAAACAAGUAGACGUAUUUGACAUGGCUGGUGGCUCUGGGAUUCCGAUUCAUAAAGAUUAUAUAGUUUUAGUCGGGAAAGGUCCUAAAGCGAACGAACUCCGGCUAGAUUUGCAUCCUGAUCAAUCAUCAAAACCCUCAUAUUUCAAUGCUUUCUUGAACGGUUUAGAGAUUUUCAAAUUGAAUCGGAAUGAUGCAGGGCCAAAUCCUAAUCUAAUCGCCAGUCCUCAAUCACUGAGACUGCUGCCAGGAAGUCUACAAAGGGAAGAAAAAUCAACAAUUUUGCUUAUGAUCGGAGCUAUUCUCGGUGGCUUUGCUCUGUUUUCUCUCCUCUUGAGCUUCUUCAUUUUACAGAGAAGGAAACUAAAAGACUCGCUCUCUUUCACAUCAAAGUUUGCCACAAGAACCUCCUCCUCGCUACCGUCCGAUCUCUAUCGUCACUUCUCAAUCGUUCAGAUCAAAGCGGCCACUCAAGAUUUUGAGGAUACAUUUUUAAUUGGAAGAGGAGGAUUUGGCAACGUUUACAAAGGGAUUAUCAAUGAUGGGAGCGCUACCAUUGCAAUCAAACGGUUAAAUCCUUCAUCAAGGCAAGGGGCCCACGAGUUCUACACCGAAAUCGCCAUGCUUUCGAAUCUUCGACACAGGCAUCUUGUUUCUCUAAUUGGAUACUGUGAUGAUCAUGACGAGAUGAUCCUGGUGUACGAUUACAUGGCACGUGGCACACUCCGUGAUCAUCUCGACAAAACCAAGAAUCCACCAUUAUCAUGGAAACAGCGACAAGAGAUCUGCAUUGGGGCGGCGCGUGGGUUGCAAUACCUCCAUAGAGAGGCAAAGCAGGUUAUCAUCCACCGCGAUGUGAAAUCAUCGAAUAUAUUACUGGACGAAAAUUACGUGGCAAAGGUAUCAGAUUUUGGUUUGUCGAAACUGGGCCCUACAAGCACGGCCGAGAACCACGUCAGCACAAUGGUGAAGGGUAGUUUCGGGUAUAUAGACCCAGAAUAUUAUCGCUUGCAGCGACUGACCGAGAAAUCUGAUGUGUACUCCUUCGGUGUGGUCUUGUUUGAGGUGCUGUGUGGUAAGCCACCGAUCUUCCAAGGCUUGUCAGAGGAGAAAGUGGGCCUGGCUCAAUGGGCCCCUAAUUGUUUUAAAAAAGGAAGCCUUGAUGAAAUCGUGGACCCAUAUUUGAUAGGCCAGAUUACGCCGAUGGCCUUGCAGAAGUUUGGUGAGGUCGCAGAGAAUUGUGUGCGCGAACGUGGAAAUGAACGGCCAACAAUGAGGGAGAUCGUGGGGGCAUUGGAGUUUAUAUUGCAGCUUGAGGAAACCGUAGAGGAAAACGCGAACAGCAGCAAUUCUAUCUUCACUAAUGAGCGUUCAAGUGAGAUCACAAUAAUAUCUCAAUCCACAUCAAUCGAUAAUGAAUAGUCAAUUAAGAAAUUAGUUAAUGGUAUUUCUUAAUAGUUACUAGUCUGAUUUUUACUCAAAAGUUGAUUAAAAAUACCUGUUAGUAGACGAUAUGUUAAAUUUAGCCGCAUGUGUGAUUAGUUGUCAGUAAGAGAGUGCAUGAGACUACUGCUUGUUGAUUUUGUGUGAUUGGCGUUGGUUGUCGAUGCCAUUGUUUGUGUAAUAGGCAUGUGUGCACCCAGCUCAAGUCUUGUUCUUUCCCCACAUUUUCCAUUUUUUUUGGUUGCUUGCGUAGAUUUUUCUAGAUGAGACCUAUAUUUUACCAUUUAUAUUAUAUCAUAUUGUAAAAUAAAAAUUAUUAAAUUAA